Molecule: messenger RNA, 442 nt
Organism: Nycticebus coucang (slow loris)
Lineage: Eukaryota; Metazoa; Chordata; Mammalia; Primates; Lorisidae
Product: cytochrome c oxidase subunit 8C, mitochondrial
Exons: 2
Coding region: 123-341 (72 amino acids)
Biological process (GO): mitochondrial electron transport, cytochrome c to oxygen
Cellular component (GO): mitochondrion
Source: RefSeq, a predicted model, not a curated record
UGCGCAAAGUAGCCUUAUCGCGCGUGCCCUGGAGCUCGUGCUGCUGUGCUUUGUCUCGCUUAGCUUCGCCUUGCCAGUGGUGUUCCUGUGGCCACGCUUUGGUUCGUCUCGCCAGACGCGCCAUGCCUAGCCUGCCUUGGAUCUGUCCGGUCCUCAGCCACCGCCGCCGCGUGGCCCUGAUUUGCCUGCAGUCUCGCCGCCGCCUUACCCACUCGGAGCCCCCGCAUCGGCGGGCUGUGUCCGGCCCGGAAAUGGUGGUUGGAUUUGUUGUGAUUUUUACGACCUUCUUAACACCGGGUGCCUAUGUAUUAAGCAAUCUGAGCCAGUUCAGAAGAGAGUAAAUGAAGAUGUUGAGCAGCUGUUAAUGCUCAAAAAGCUUUCAGAAGAAGCUGUUUUCAUUAAAUGAACAAAAGUGCUGAAUUGGGUUGAUGAUGUAACCAUU